CACAUCCCAGUUCUCACAGCGCUUCCUGUGUUUACAUGCUCUGAUUCAAGAGAAAUGGAAUUGAUACGAGUGCGUCUGAAAUCGCAAUAUACACUAAAAGUAUGCUUUUAAUUAUUAUUAUCUCGAGCACUUAAAGUGUCACACUGGCAAAGCCAGGCCUGUUUGUGUGUCUCCCUGAAGAAUCUCAAUAUGGAUAACCGCUGUUACGGCUGUGCAUCAAAGUUCACUCUCUUCAGAAAAGAGUUGGGUUGUAAAAACUGCGGCCAUUCUUUCUGCUCUGGAUGUCUGACAUUCAAUGCUGUGGUGCCAAAAUAUGGAAACAGCCAGCAGAAAGUCUGCAAACAGUGUUAUGGAAACUUAACAAGUUCAGGCAACCAGACUGAUGCUGCUGGCAGAUGGUCCCCACCUGAAAACUACAAAAAGCGAGUUGCUGCUCUUGAAGCCAAACAAGCUCAGCAGAAUCAGCCUUCCAGACCUACAGGAGCAAAAAGCAGCUCUGUGAGUCUGAUUUCUACCAGAGGACUCAGUAAAGAGGACCAGAUCAUCGCAGAACGACUCAACAAGCUGAGAGAGGAAACCAAGCCAAAGUCCAUACCGUCAGAGAAGGAGCUGGAGUCUCGUCUCGCUGCCUUAAAGGCCCCGAUUCAGCCGGUGCCGUCUGCUAAAGACAUGGAGGAGCGUCUGGCUGCCUUACAGGGACGACCGUCGCCCUCUCAAGCCCCACAGCCUGUUCAUCAGCCGCCCGACGGCAGAACUCAGACAGAACAGACCAAUGAUUUGAUCACCCAGAUGACGGAGGAAGUUGCUAUUGAUAACCAGCAUCCAUCUUCAGAGGAUACAGACGAACCAUUAAACGAUCUUAAUAAACAAGAGGGCGGGGGUGUGAAUGAGAACGUGGAUGACGGCGAGCUGUCAGUCAAACAGCUGGAGGCGGAGAAGAGCCGUGUGCUGGAGGAGGCCAUGCAGGAGCUGAAGAAAGACAAACACAACCAGCAGCAGAUGCUGGAGAUGGCCAAGAGACUGGCUUUACUGCAGGGACGGGAUCCUGAGCAGGUCGGACAGUCAGAUUUCCAGCAGCCUGACAGUGAUGAGGAGACGGAGGAAGAGGCCAUCAGCAGGGUGAUGAAGAAGUUAUCAGAGGAGGCGGCUCUAGACGAGGCCAGCGGCUACAACAUCCCUCCCGAGCUCAGCGGCCCGAUGAACAGAGAGAAGGACACGUCCGGCAGGAGACCGCUCUCAGCGCCGCGGUCUAAAUCGAAGCCGGCGGCUGCUGUCUCGCAGAUCCGGCGACUGAACGAUGGAGAUAGUGAUGAGGAUGAGGAUGAUGAUGAAGAGCUGCCGUGGUGCUGCAUCUGUAAUCAGGACGCCACUGUUCGCUGCCACACGUGUGAGCGGGAUCUGUACUGCGCACGCUGCUUUAGGGAAGGUCACGACAAAUACGACCGAAAAGAGCAUCGCACCUCCUCAUAUACGGCCCCUAAGAAAGGCAAGAAGAAAACCUGAGACCUCCACGAGCGGCCGUAUGAUUCAGCUGAUUUAACUUAUUUAAUCAUAGCCAACAGAAAAUAAUAAUGUCGCUUCAAUAUGCAUCUGCCAACGCAGCAGCCUUAGACUCAAGACUGUUCAAAGAUUGUUGGAAGCUUGAGAAAUGAUUGGUUUGGAUCAGCUUUACAGGCUCAGACUGUAAUAUGACUGUCUGUAAAUAUAAAACUGGACUUAAAACAUCAAUAAAACACUUGAACGGACAGCAGGUCAUGUGCUCGAGAGAACUAGUUAUUGUUUUAUGAUUUACCUGCAUCUGAUGUUUGUGUUUUGUCAUUAUAUCUGUUGUAAAGCAACUCACUCUCAUUCAUUACACACAUUUGCUAUACAAUAAUCUCUAAUUGCAUUAUAACGAAUGCAUUCAUAAUUCUGAAUGUCUCACAGAAGGUUUUUUUGAAUGCUGUCGUGUCUGAACUCAUAAACGCUCACGCUUCUAUUGGAUUCUCUUCUGAGCAGCUCUCGUCUUUGCUGGUAUUUCCAUGUUGUGAUGAAUAAUUGAGGCUGAGAGCGCUGUCGGAGACGUAUGACAGGAAGUACAUUAGUGUUUGAGAGCCAUAUACUGACAUUUAAGACGCCACAGUACUCUAUCGUCUUGUACUUACUGUGUUUAUUGUGGGUUGUUUAUUUGUUGGCAUCAGCUUUGGCAGAGAUAACAAAAAGACUAGAUUCAAAUAAAUGGAGAAAAAUUAAA
This is a messenger RNA of Onychostoma macrolepis, 2233 nucleotides long. RefSeq names its product zinc finger, FYVE domain containing 19 (gene zfyve19). The record is from RefSeq and is a predicted model, not a curated record. NCBI's taxonomy places the organism in Eukaryota, Metazoa, Chordata, Actinopteri, Cypriniformes, Cyprinidae. Gene Ontology annotation, biological process: abscission; mitotic cytokinesis checkpoint signaling. The coding region runs from base 190 to 1503 and encodes 437 amino acids. Gene Ontology annotation, molecular function: phosphatidylinositol-3-phosphate binding; metal ion binding. The transcript has 11 exons. Gene Ontology annotation, cellular component: cleavage furrow; midbody; centrosome.